Pectinophora gossypiella (pink bollworm) is the source of this 959-nucleotide messenger RNA. Its product is annotated as THAP domain-containing protein 2-like. The transcript is spliced from 5 exons. The record is from RefSeq and is a predicted model, not a curated record. Gene Ontology annotation, molecular function: sequence-specific DNA binding. The coding region runs from base 283 to 951 and encodes 222 amino acids. Lineage: Eukaryota; Metazoa; Arthropoda; Insecta; Lepidoptera; Gelechiidae.
CGUAGACAGAGAAACUAAUAGACUAAAUAAUGUUUUUUGUUUCAUUCGCACUAGAAAGAGAUAAGCCAACACAGAAACCGUAAGAAAAAAGGGGAUAGCAUUAUCUUUUUUUUGUCCUUGUCGCUGUAACCUGUUUUUUACCUGACCACAAAACGUCAAAAUGACAGUCUGUGUGCAAACAUUUAACUGAUUCUGCGUUUUUACUCUAAAUAAAUACUUAUUAGUGUUUCUUAGCUUCCAAGUACAUUUUUUUUGGACAAAAUCAAUAGCGUAAUAAUAACAAUGCCAGUAUGUAGUGUUUUAGGGUGUGAAAACAGAACAUAUCGAAGCAGUCCGGGUACAUCCUAUCACAGGUUUCCACUUCAAGAACGUGAACGCACUGGUUGGGUUAAAGCAUAUGGAAGAACAAACUGGGAACCGCCUAAAAGUGCUGUAAUAUGCUCUAAGCAUUUUGAUGACAACUUCUUUAUUAAACAUGGAGAUAGAACAAGUCUAAAGCUGGACGCUGUCCCAACCAAGUUCUGUCAUUUGGAAAAUGUUUCUGUACCAAGUUGUUCACCAUCCUCAAUGCAACAUAGUGAAGUGAAGUUGCCGGCAUCCCUGCCAACUAUAUUUAGAAGCAGGAAAAUCCAAUUAUGCGAGGCGGAAAAUGCUUCUGUACCAAGUUGCUCGCAGUCCUCAAUUCUACAAAGUGACAUUAAAGUGACAAAAGUAACAAAAAGGAAGUUUCCGACAUCCCUAUCUAAUGCACCUAAAAGGAGAAAAAUUCAAGUAACCGAGCCAAAAGAACAUGAUUACACAGAUACGCCUCGGAAGAAAAAGUUAAAGCUUAUGCUUGAAAGAAAAAGGAUUUUGUCAGAAACUCGAUUGAAAAAACUACGUGCUGCAAAACAAGCGAACCGGCGUUUAGUAAAAAAAAAUGCUGAACUGUCUGACGUUGCUGAAUGCUGAAUCAUCUG